GACGGGUCAGUCAACAAACACGUCACAUACCCGAGCAGGAAGUUAACGGUGGAGUUUCCAUUCCUCCUCUAAGCUCAGACACAGCAAACUGAAUCGGGCUUUGUCUACGUUUACAUCGUCUCUCACAAUUUUACCGUCAAUCGCCUCUUCGGGACCAUAAACGAUGUCGCUCUAUCCAUCUCUGGAGGACCUGAAGGUGGACAAGGUCAUGAGGGCCCAGGCUCAGUUUGCCCAGUCCACCUCCUCUGCUCCAGCCAUCACCGAGGGCACCUACCAGGCUGCUGUGCAAGGCAUGCCAAGCUCAAGUCUGUACCCAAACCUGGAGGAGCUAGGAGAGUACAUGGGACUCAAUCUCACCAGUGAUGAGGUGCAGAAGAACCUGGCUCUUGUCCCAGCUGCGGAUAAUGUUGCAGUUCCAUCAGGUCUAGGGAGCAUGGUGCGGCCAGUGACUGGCGCAGAUGUGGGCAUCAGGAGAGCUGAAAUUCGCCCAGGCCUGAGGGAGGUCAUACUCUGCAAGGACCAAGAAGGGAAGGUUGGCCUGCGUCUGAAAGAAAUUGACAAUGGGGUGUUCAUUCAACUGGUGCAGGCAAACUCGCCUGCGUCUCUGGCUGGUCUGCGUUUUGGAGACCAGGUGCUUCAGAUCAACGGGAAGAACUGUGCCGGCUGGAGCACAGACAAAGCCCACAAGGCUCUGAAGGCAGCAGCUGAACAGCGCAUUGAGCUUGUGGUCCGUGAUAGGCCUUUCCAGCGCACAAUCACCAUGCAUAAGGACAGCUCUGGCCAUGUUGGCUUCAUCUUUAAGUCUGGCCGUAUCACUUCUCUGGUGAAGGAUGGUUCUGCUGCCCGCAAUGGCCUUCUCACUGAUCACUACAUUUGCGAGAUCAAUGGCCAAAAUGUCAUUGGACUCAAGGAUUCUCAGAUUAAAGACAUCCUGACCACAUCUCCCACUGCCAUGACCAUCACCAUCAUGCCCAAGAUCAUCUAUGAGCAUAUGAUUAAGAGGAUGUCGAGUGGCCUGCUGAGGUCAGCAAUGGAUCACUCGGUGCCUGAGGUUUAAACCUCUCACACCUCAGCCCCUUCCAGAGCAUCUGCAAUCCCCAUCAGGCCCUUCUAGCACAUGGCUGGUCUGUGUUAGAAUUAAUCCUUUCUUCAAUCAUGUUCAUGUAUAACAUAAGAAAUUUGCCUUUUUCUACUUUUAGAUGUUCUUGUAUAUCUAUUUUUUCCCUAUCUUCUUUGUUACUGUUGCAUUGUUUAAUUGUAUUUUAUAUGUAACAAUAAUAAUCCAUCACAUAUCCCAGA
This is a messenger RNA of Ictalurus punctatus (channel catfish), 1299 nucleotides long. RefSeq names its product syndecan binding protein (syntenin) 2 (gene sdcbp2). Lineage: Eukaryota; Metazoa; Chordata; Actinopteri; Siluriformes; Ictaluridae. The record is from RefSeq and is a predicted model, not a curated record. Gene Ontology annotation, molecular function: protein binding. The transcript is spliced from 9 exons. Bases 164 to 1057 code for a protein of 297 amino acids. Gene Ontology annotation, cellular component: cytoplasm; plasma membrane.